AUGAGUACUACGAUCGAAUCUCAUACCGAGACGCCCGCGCCCAACCAGCCGAGUCCGGCACCCAGCGCAACGGGUUCGACUGGAACAUCCGGAAUCACGGUGCGCAAUGGACCUGGGGGUCACCCGCUCAGCUUUAGAAGACAACGUGCAUCUCGCGCGUGCGAGACCUGUCACUCUCGCAAGGUCCGCUGUGACGCUGCUAGUCUAGGAGUUCCUUGCACCAACUGUGUCGCCUUCUCCAUCGAAUGCAAAAUCCCAACUCCCAAACGGAAAAAGACCUCCAAGGCCAAGGAUGAGAGUCGGUAUGGCGACAGCCCACCACCUCACAACACUGCCUCGUCGCUGGUCGAUGCGGCAGUGGCUCAGUUUCGUCCCGAUAACCCCGACGACCCUCUCAACCAGGACUCUUCAGACCUAAAAACACGGGAUUCGAGCUCGGAAGAUCGGGAAGAUGCAUCCUUUGGAUAUCGCAAAGACCGGAUGGCCAACCAGGGCAUGCCCAUCACCUCACUGACGGAGUCGGAGGCUGCUCAGCAGGCCUCCACCGAAAAUGCCUAUGCUCAAUUCAUGAAGCCAAAGUUCGCUCGUGCUCCGAUUAAAGAGGCUGGCCGCGUGGCAUAUCUGGGCGAAUCAUCCAAUCUGUCCCUCUUGGUCCAAGAUCGCCAUGGCACCACCGACGUCGUGCACUACCCUCUGCCUCCGAACAUCCGUGGCUCACGAGCACAGUUGACCGACCUGGACAAUCUCGAAAUUGAUAUACUCCACCAGCGCGGUGCCUUCUUGCUGCCUCCGAAGCCUCUGUGCGAUGAACUGGUCGACGCCUACUUCAAAUGGGUUGCCCCCAUCGUUCCCAUCAUCAACCGCAGUCGCUUCAUGCGUCAUUACCGCGAUCCCAAGAACCCGCCGUCGCUCCUUCUGCUGCAGGCCAUUCUACUAGCUGGUUCUCGGGUGUGCACGAACCCGCAACUCAUGGAUGCGAACGGUUCGACGACCCCGGCGGCAAUGACCUUCUACAAGCGGGCCAAGGCGCUCUAUGAUGCCAACUACGAAGACGAUCGGGUGACCAUCGUUCAAGCGUUGGUUCUUCUCGGUUGGUAUUGGGAGGGGCCUGAAGAUGUCACGAAGAACGUCUUCUACUGGACUCGGGUCGCGAUGGUCGUUGCCCAGGGUUCGGGUAUGCAUCGCAGUGUCGAGACCUCACAACUCAACAAACCUGAUAAGCGACUAUGGAAACGAAUCUGGUGGACGCUCUUCACUCGUGACCGCUCAGUUGCCGUAGCGCUGGGACGCCCGAUUGGCAUCAAUACCGAUGAUUCCGACGUCGAGAUGUUGACCGAGGACGACUUCAUCGAGGAUGAGCUGGAUAGUCCGGCGGAAUACCCACCUGAGCCAGUGCACGUCCAGUUCUUCCUGCAAUACGUCAAACUCUGCGAGAUUAUGGGUCUCGUGUUGUCUCAACAAUACUCCGUCGCUUCAAAGUCACGGCGCAUGAAUGCCAUGGACCUCACACACUCUGACAUGGCCUUGGCUGACUGGCUGCAGAACUGCCCGAAGGAAGUCUGCUGGCAGCGAUCCCGCCACCACUUUUGGGCGGCUCUCCUCCAUUCCAACUACUAUACCACACUCUGUCUGUUACAUCGAGCCCACAUGCCGCCUGCCUCCUCGGCACCCAAUAGUUACCGAGUAGAAGAGAUGGCUUAUCCAUCACGCACAAUUGCCUUCCAGGCCGCCGGCAUGAUGACAUCCAUUAUCGAGGGCCUUCAGGCCCACAAUGAGAUUCGCUACACCCCUGCAUUCAUUGUAUACAGCUUGUUCUCCGCUUUGAUCAUGCACGUCUACCAGAUGCGUUCGUCCGUCCCCUCCAUUGUCGCGACCUGUCAAGAACGCAUCAACGUGUGUAUGUCCGCCCUUAAGGAUGUCUCCAAGGUUUGGCUUGUGGCCAAGAUGGUCAACACUUUAUUCGAAUCCAUUCUGGGCAACAAGGUGCUCGAAGAACGACUUCAGAAAGCUGCUGGAAAGCGACACCAACGUCGACCCCAUGACACCGCUGCCCCUGCAAAGGCUCCAAAGCCAGAGCCUCCUAAGCGGAAGUUCGAUGACAUGGAUUUGGGUCUGCCUAACGGUGGCCCCACGCCCCCGGUCUCGUACGAACGGUCACGCCCACAGACUCCUGCCGUGACGCCGUCGCGUGAGUUGCAUCAGCCGUCUCUCGGUCACGUAUCACCCAACCAUCGUCAAGAUCCCAUUGUAGGACCUGCCAACUCACGAGGAAAUACUCGACCCACCACCCCCUUCAACGCGCAGUUCUCUUUGCCUGCCACGCCGCCCGACUUCUUCCUGGUGACCCGUAACUCUCCCAACCUUUCACCAUCGCUGUGGGAGAAUUUCCAACCGGACCAGCUGUUCCCCGACGGCACGGCCAUCUUCCCCGAGCUGACCUCACCACCUCCUCCUGGGACGGUUGAUCCCCAAUUGCACAUCCCAUCUCAAAUGCACCCUGCUAAUAUGGGUCAGCGGCCCAUGAUGGGAACUCCACAGCAGCCGGUACCUGGGCGCAGCAUGUCUGUUUCCCAAGGCAGCCCACAGAUGAUGUCGGGCGUACCAGGGGCCAUGCCAAUGGGACCUGGGGGACCUCAGCAGAUGUUUGGCAUGGAAGGUCAGCCGUGGCCCAUGCAGGGACUGGAUGGGACUAUGAGCGGAGCGGCGCUGGACGCUGCCAGCCAGGACGACAACUGGAGUAGCAGCUCGCGCAGCGGGCCGACUGCGCCAACGACCUUGAACGUGGAAGACUGGUUCCAAUUCUUUGGCAUUAACGGGGGCUUUGGCGAUCUGGCGGCAUAA
This is a messenger RNA of Penicillium brasilianum, 2841 nucleotides long. Lineage: Eukaryota; Fungi; Ascomycota; Eurotiomycetes; Eurotiales; Aspergillaceae. The record is from the annotation of a GenBank genome assembly.